CUGUCUAUGUGCCUCCGUGUGAGUCAGUCAGUGGUCUAUCUCAUCAGUUCCACCCAACAACAACAACAACAACAACAACUGAAUUAGAAAGAAAAAAGAAAUAAAAUAAUUAAAUAAAAAAUGGCGUGGUGUUUGGGAAACCAAAUCAUCCCAACUAGUACAAUCUGCAGCACUACUACUAGUCAAUCCCCAAAACAAAUGCUGCUACGAGGAGGAAUUGGCAACUACUACUCGUAUAAUAACAAGAAUAAGAAUGAUUCAUUGAAAUGUAGUAGUAAUUUCUUAUGUGGGCAGCGUCUGAUUUCAUCAUCUUGUGGUAUUAGUGGUAGUAAUAAUAAGAGUAGUGUGAUUGUGUGUGGGAAGGUGAACAAAGGGUCGGUGCCGCCGCCCUUCACUCUGAAAGAUCAAGACGGUAAGAAUGUGAGCCUCUCCAAAUUCAAAGGAAAGCCUGUCGUCCUUUAUUUCUAUCCUGCUGAUGAAACUCCUGGCUGCACCAAACAGGCAUGUGCAUUCAGGGACUCUUACGAAAAAUUCAAAAAAGCAGGAGCCCAGGUUGUUGGGAUCAGCGGUGAUGAUGCAGAAUCACACAAGGCAUUUGCAAAAAAAUACAGGCUCCCAUUUACAUUGCUGAGUGACGAGGGUAAUAAAGUCAGAAAAGAGUGGGGAGUUCCAUCUGAUCUUUUUGGUACACUGCCUGGGCGACAGACGUAUGUUCUUGAUAAGAAUGGAGUGGUUCAGCUAAUUUAUAACAACCAGUUCCAGCCUGAAAAGCACAUUGACGAGACCUUAAAGUUGCUUCAGUCUCUUUGAACGAUUAACGCACAGCUUGCUCAUUUUUAAAGUUUUCAUAAGUUGUGUUGUACAAGAGUUGAGGUAGACAAACAACUAACCAUGUCUAUCCUAUGCUGACAAUUAUUCAUUAAACCAAUGAUAUAUCAGAGCAAAUAUCUUCAUUGGCGUAUA
Molecule: messenger RNA, 963 nt
Organism: Erigeron canadensis
Lineage: Eukaryota; Viridiplantae; Streptophyta; Magnoliopsida; Asterales; Asteraceae
Product: peroxiredoxin Q, chloroplastic
Exons: 3
Coding region: 121-810 (229 amino acids)
Biological process (GO): cellular response to oxidative stress; cell redox homeostasis
Cellular component (GO): cytoplasm; chloroplast thylakoid membrane
Molecular function (GO): thioredoxin peroxidase activity
Source: RefSeq, a predicted model, not a curated record